UCUAAGUCAGAAGCCAAGACCACACAGUCCCUCUGCUUGGGGCUGCCAGGAAGGUCACCAGCACCCCAUACCUUUGGCAGAGAUGCGCCUGCAGGACCAGCAGCUGGCCAGGCAGCUCAUGAGGCUCCGUGGAGACAUCAACAAGCUGAAGAUCGAGCAGACGUGUCACCUGCACCAGCGGAUGCUCAACGACGCCACCUUCGAGCUGGAGGAGCGGGACGAGCUCGCUGACCUCUUCUGUGACUUCCCCCUCGUCAGCUCCUUCAGCCUCUCCACGCCCCUCAAGCUCAUCGGGGUCACCAAGAUGAAUAUCAACUCCCGCCGGUUCUCGCUGUGUUGAAAUGUGGGGGGGGGAGAAGAUGAGGGAGAAAGAGAGGGGGGACAGGGCUCUUUCUGGGAAAAAAAAAGGCCAAAGAGAAGCAGAAGGAAUAGGGGCAAACAGGGAAUCCACAGCUGGUCUUGGAGGCAGGAUAGAGCAGCAGACCUGGGCACUGAGCCGCUCGUUGAGCAGACAGGACCUGCAUGGGAGAAGCCUGGAGAGCAUCUGAGCCCAACACAUGCACUUAGCCUGCUCCUUGGCAAAGUCCCUUCUCCUUCUCUUCCCCACACAGUAACUAAGACACGGCUCAGUGUGGUUGGUGUUACUCAAAAAUCAAAGGAGGGGUCAAAGAUCAGCCACAGAGCCAAAUCCCUUUUCUCUUCCCCUGUACCUCCUCCCAGGCU
Lepidothrix coronata (blue-crowned manakin) is the source of this 723-nucleotide messenger RNA. RefSeq names its product family with sequence similarity 167 member A (gene FAM167A). Bases 83 to 340 code for a protein of 85 amino acids. NCBI's taxonomy places the organism in Eukaryota, Metazoa, Chordata, Aves, Passeriformes, Pipridae. The transcript has 2 exons. The record is from RefSeq and is a predicted model, not a curated record.